Messenger RNA from Osmerus eperlanus (European smelt), 1449 nucleotides. It is a transcript of the gene rdh12, whose product is annotated as retinol dehydrogenase 12. The transcript is spliced from 7 exons. The record is from RefSeq and is a predicted model, not a curated record. The coding region runs from base 83 to 1042 and encodes 319 amino acids. NCBI's taxonomy places the organism in Eukaryota, Metazoa, Chordata, Actinopteri, Osmeriformes, Osmeridae.
UUGACAUCAGCUGAUCUGCCGACAGCCCAGAUCCGAGAGAGGUGGUCUCAGGGUGAAGACGCUCCGUUAACGUAUCUAUGUCAUGAUGGUGCUUGUAUUAAUUGUCGCUGGUCUUGGAGUGGUAACACUGUUGAUGGUGUUAUUUGCACCUCAUAUUAGAAAAUAUGCAGCUGGAGGAUACUGCCAGUCCAUGGCUCGACUAGAUGGGAAGACAGUGUUGAUAACUGGAGCGAACACAGGCAUUGGCAAGGAGACUGCCCUCGACCUGGCAAUACGAGGGGCUCGAGUCAUCAUGGCCUGCCGGGACGCGGAGAAGGGAGAGGAGGCAGCGGCACACAUUCGAGCCAUCUACAGCGACGCCCGCGUGGAGGUCCGGGAGCUGGACCUGGCCGACACCUGCUCCAUCCGUGCCUUCGCACAGAAGUUCCUCAGCGAGGUGAACCAGCUGCACAUCAUCAUCAACAAUGCUGGAGUGAUGAUGUGCCCCUACAUGAAGACCACAGAUGGCUUUGAGAUGCAGCUGGGAGUCAACCACCUGGGUCAUUUCCUGUUGACGUACCUCUUGAUUGGCCUGCUGAAGCGCAGUGCUCCCGCCCGCAUCGUGGUGGUGUCCUCUCUGGCCCACAACUUUGGCUGGAUCCGCUUCCACGACCUGCUCAGCCAGGGCAGCUACAACAGCGGCCUUGCCUACUGCCAGAGCAAGCUGGCCAACGUGCUGUUUACCAGGGAGUUGGCACGCAGGCUCAAAGGCUCCAGCGUCACAGUGAACUCUGUGCACCCCGGGUCUGUGCGCUCGGAGCUGAUCAGACACUCCACCAUCAUGACCUUAAUGUUCACCGCCUUCUCCAUGUUCCUGAAGACACCGAGUCAGGGAGCCCAGUCCUCCAUCUACUGCGCCGUGGCCGAGGAGCUGCACUCCAUCUCUGGAAAACACUUCAGUGACUGCGCCCCGGCCUUCGUGGCUCCGCAGGGCAGGAGCGAGGAGACGGCACGUAAACUCUGGGAGAUCAGCUGUGAGCUGCUGGGCAUCGAGUGGGACUGAGCCAGCCUGGAGCGCAUGUCCCCGUCUCAGUCCUGAGGGCAGAUAUCUACCAUCUCAGUUCUGAAAGCAGUACUUCUUCUUUUUGUUCUAUUCGGUUGUGUAUUUAGCAUUUUCAUUAUUUCAUGUAUUGAUAUACCUUACCUUUAACUACAGCUACCUAUGGAUGGACAGUCUGGUAACACUGUACGAUACUGUGAAAGGUCGAGCCAGGGUCAACAACCUCCUUUCUGAAGUUUAAUUUUUUAUAUAUAUAUUAGAUUUCUCUAGACCAUUUCAAGCUUGGUGGUCCAGUUUUCCUGUUCUUCUUGCUUUGUGUGUUUCUUCUCAAGCCUUCACCUCAUGCUAAGCUGCCAGGGUUUUACAGUACCUGAUGUCUUUUAUACAGAUGCCUUUAACUAUUUGCUUUC